Suillus discolor is the source of this 1102-nucleotide messenger RNA. RefSeq names its product kinase-like domain-containing protein. The transcript is spliced from 6 exons. Gene Ontology annotation, biological process: peptidyl-serine phosphorylation; intracellular signal transduction. The record is from RefSeq and is a predicted model, not a curated record. Bases 77 to 898 code for a protein of 273 amino acids. NCBI's taxonomy places the organism in Eukaryota, Fungi, Basidiomycota, Agaricomycetes, Boletales, Suillaceae. Gene Ontology annotation, molecular function: protein serine/threonine kinase activity; ATP binding.
GGGUCUCCUGAAAGAGUUGGAGGUUUACAAGCGUCUUGCGUCCUCGAGGCAGUGCUGUCCUGCAACGAUAUUCUUGAUGGAAUUAGAGAUGUCCUUUCAGACAAAGGAAAACGUUUGUUUCGUCAUGGAUUUAAUGGCGAAUGAUCUAACAUAUUAUAUGGACCUCGAGUCUGCACAUUGCGUCAAGAAUGCUCGCAGAUGGAGCGCGCAACUAGCGCUUGGCAUCAAUGCUUUACACAACAUGGGCAUCAUCCAUCGUGAUAUCAAGGCAGAGAACGUUCUGAUCGAUAUACGACAGAACGUGCGUAUUGCUGACUUCGGGCUCAGUUAUAUCGGCGAGCCAAAACCCCUGAAUCCAUGGUGGGAUUAUUCAUCCAGCGUCAAGGGUACUGAACAUUGUAUGGCGCCUGAAAUCCUGCGCAACAUGGAAGAACCGGAUUCUAUAAAAUACGGGACGCCCGUGGACUGGUGGGCAUUCGGAUGUGUCCUGUACCAGCUUGUUUUGCCGCCGGCCCAUAAGGAGCUCUUUGAUGGGAAGGACUCUAUAAUGAAAUAUGUUGCUUGGCACUGUGAACAUUACGGAACAUUCGACUUGUUCCCUGCGUUUCAUCAACUUGAUUCCCUUGUAGCUGAUUUGCUCGUAGGGUUGCUCCAUCCCCUUUCCAUAAUGCGGUACGGGUUCCGACAGAUUACCAGUCACUGGUAUUUCUUAAACGAUGAUGGCACAUCGGAAUUUCACGGGGCCUGCUCUCGCGCUCUCCAGCGCGAAGAAGAACCAGAGAUGCUACCGUACUUGUGGGAUGAGGAGACUAGUGCCCAACCAGCAAAUAUCUGGUGCGCCCAACCUCCUGGGAUGUUUAUGCUUCCAAAUGUGGAUUGGAGAAAGCCCGGGCCGUGAAUCAUUUCUUUCCUAUGAUGCUUCCAGUUUGUGACGAUUUCAUCACGACUUUCUCUAUAUCAAGCUCUUGAUUAUACUGCGCCUCCCUUGCUACAAAUUCACAUUCAUUUAGUACCUUAGUGUCCGUAGUUUCUAUGUUUCUGUUUGCAUACAUCUUUGGCACUCUUUAUUCUAUUGUGUCUUUCUUUCUUAUCCCAAGGGGUC